This is a messenger RNA of Paramecium sonneborni, 573 nucleotides long. The record is from the annotation of a GenBank genome assembly. Lineage: Eukaryota; Ciliophora; Oligohymenophorea; Peniculida; Parameciidae.
AUGGGAUCUGUUUCAAUUAAAAAAUAAUCUCAAUAUGAUGGGAACCUAAAAUAUCCGAUAAUUAAUAAAAUAAUGAAAUUUCAACCUAAUAAGUAAUACCCUUUAGCAAAACCUCAUUCUCAUUCAAAUAUGAUGGAAGAAACUUAUGAAAUGAAUUAUUUAGAAAUAAUUCUUAAUGUUAAAGAGAUUGCUAAAAAAAAAAGUUAAGAAUUAAAAGCCAUUUCCACUCUUCCACUCGAGGAUUAGCAAUAUCAGAAGACUUAAGAUUUAUAAAUUACUAAGGAACAAGAAUUAUAAGAGUUUCACUAGGAGAAAUAAUUAGAAGGUAAAUGUCUGAUAAUGAGAAGAAGUGUUACUUAAAAUUCAAAUCAUCCUGAAUAAUUUGAUGAAUACUCAGUUAUUUUGAAUAAAAAUUAGACUGUAUCUGAUACAUAAACAAUAAGAAGCAUACUUAAGACUAGUAAAUCAAGAUCUCAUAAAUCUGUACCAAAAGUAGUAUAAUCAAGUUAUUAAAAAAAAGUUUCAUUUGAACCUAGAUUAUUAAAGCAAAAAAAUCAAUAUUUUUUAAUGUGA